Anopheles nili is the source of this 669-nucleotide messenger RNA. RefSeq names its product histone H2A. The transcript has a single exon. Gene Ontology annotation, cellular component: nucleosome. The coding region runs from base 3 to 377 and encodes 124 amino acids. Gene Ontology annotation, molecular function: protein heterodimerization activity; structural constituent of chromatin; DNA binding. Lineage: Eukaryota; Metazoa; Arthropoda; Insecta; Diptera; Culicidae. The record is from RefSeq and is a predicted model, not a curated record.
CCAUGUCUGGCCGUGGCAAAGGAGGAAAAGUUAAGGGAAAGGCAAAGUCCCGCUCGAAUCGUGCCGGUUUGCAAUUCCCGGUUGGUCGUAUCCAUCGGCUGCUGCGUAAGGGCAACUAUGCCGAACGUGUCGGUGCCGGAGCGCCGGUAUAUCUGGCCGCCGUGAUGGAAUAUCUGGCCGCUGAAGUUCUCGAGUUGGCAGGAAACGCCGCCCGUGACAACAAGAAGACGCGCAUCAUCCCACGUCAUCUGCAGCUUGCGAUCCGCAAUGACGAGGAGUUGAACAAACUGCUGUCGGGAGUGACUAUCGCCCAGGGUGGCGUCCUUCCCAACAUCCAGGCCGUGUUGUUGCCGAAGAAAACUGAGAAGAAGGCCUAAGUCUGAGUCGCCACGAUCGAUCGUAUCGGCAUCGUACACCCCAAAGCAAAAACCGUCCUUUUCAGGGCGACAAAAGUCAUUAGGAAAAGAAGUGUAGCAUAGCACAGUACAGAAAGAACGUUUCAGUCGCAGGGAUGUUGAUAUAAAACUGAGAAAAAAAAUAAAACUAAGCGGGCUUCUGCAGACAGCAAAUAAAAGUUAUAAGGCUCAGAGCCACCCCUAAAGCAGAUACUGAGUAAAGAGUAGGAAUCUAGAUUAAGUUGGCAACACUAAAGUGUGAAAUAUACACCAA